Periophthalmus magnuspinnatus is the source of this 6766-nucleotide messenger RNA. RefSeq names its product voltage-dependent R-type calcium channel subunit alpha-1E (gene cacna1ea). NCBI's taxonomy places the organism in Eukaryota, Metazoa, Chordata, Actinopteri, Gobiiformes, Gobiidae. Gene Ontology annotation, biological process: calcium ion import across plasma membrane; chemical synaptic transmission. The coding region runs from base 7 to 6435 and encodes 2142 amino acids. The record is from RefSeq and is a predicted model, not a curated record. Gene Ontology annotation, cellular component: voltage-gated calcium channel complex; neuronal cell body; membrane. The transcript is spliced from 44 exons. Gene Ontology annotation, molecular function: high voltage-gated calcium channel activity.
GAGUACAUGAUCCUUGCCACCAUCAUUGCAAACUGCAUUGUCUUGGCUUUGGAACAACACUUGCCUGGAGAGGACAAGACCCCCAUGUCCAAAAGACUGGAGAAAACAGAGCCAUACUUCAUUGGGAUGUUUUGCUUCGAGGCUGGAAUAAAGAUCAUUGCUUUGGGCUUUGUUUUCCAUAAAGGCUCGUACCUCAGGAAUGGAUGGAAUGUCAUGGACUUCAUCGUGGUCUUCAGUGGGAUCCUCGCUGCCACCGGAGCAUAUAUGAACAUUUCUGUAGAUCUUCGGACGUUGAGGGCCGUGCGCGUCCUCCGACCUCUCAAACUGGUGUCAGGCAUCCCCAGUUUACAGAUAGUCCUGAAGUCUAUAAUGAAGGCCAUGAUUCCACUGCUGCAGAUUGGACUGUUGCUGUUUUUUGCCAUUUUAAUGUUUGCCAUCAUCGGACUGGAGUUUUACAGCGGAAAACUACACUCUACUUGCACACCAGACCCUGGAAUACAAGAGAACGAGACAGUUGACUCAUCUGAGAUUGACUUCCCUUGUGGAGUUCGUCAGUGUCCUGCCAAAUACAACUGUAGCAAAAACUGGAUCGGCCCUAAUGAUGGAAUCACCCAGUUUGACAACAUCCUGUUCGCCGUGCUAACAGUCUUCCAGUGCAUCACCAUGGAGGGCUGGACGGCUGUGCUAUAUAACACAGAUGAUGCUUUGGGCCCAAGCUGGAACUGGCUCUACUUCAUCCCACUGAUCAUCAUCGGCUCCUUCUUUGUACUCAACCUGGUAUUGGGAGUCCUCUCUGGGGAAUUUGCCAAAGAGAGGGAGAGAGUGGAGAACCGGCGCGCCUUCAUGAAGCUGAGGCGGCAGCAGCAGAUUGAGAGGGAGCUAAACGGUUACAGAGCCUGGAUCGACAGAGCAGAGGAGGUUAUGCUCGCUGAAGAAAAUAAGAAUCCAGGACCUUCUGCCCUUGAUGUGCUGAAGAGAGCCACCACUAUCAAGAAAAGAGGCAUGGACAUAGGACAUCACGGGCAGAUGGGAGACGAACAGUACGGGGACAUGUCCUCUAUGACCCUGCCUGUGACGAGAGGAAGCAUCCGGAGCUCAAAGCGAGGUCCAGCAGCAUAUUUCCGCAGAAAAGAGCGUCUCUUACGCAUCUCCAUUCGCCGCAUUGUGAAAACGCACACAUUUUACUGGACAGUGUUGGGAUUAGUGGCUCUCAAUACACUGUGUGUGGCUAUUGUCCAUCACAAUCAGCCGCUUUGGCUGUCUGACUUUCUCUACUAUGCAGAGUUCCUGUUUCUUGCCCUUUUUCUCACUGAGAUGUUCCUGAAGAUGUACAGUUUGGGGCCUCGACUCUACUUUCACUCUUCCUUCAACUGCUUUGAUUGCAGUGUGAUAGUUGGCAGUAUCUUUGAGGUUCUGUGGGGUUUCUUUAGGCCUGGCACCUCCUUUGGCAUCAGUGUCCUGCGCGCACUUCGUCUGCUCAGGAUUUUCAAGAUCACUAAAUACUGGGCCUCUCUGCGGAAUCUGGUUGUGUCUCUAAUGAAUUCUAUGAAGUCCAUCAUCUCCCUCAUCUUCCUUCUCUUUCUUUUUAUUGUCGUAUUUGCUCUUCUUGGGAUGCAGCUCUUUGGUGGCAGGUUCAUCUUUGAAGACUACACACCAACUAACUUUGAUACUUUUCCUGCUGCCAUUAUGACUGUAUUUCAGAUCCUGACUGGAGAGGACUGGAACGAGGUGAUGUACAAUGGCAUUCGCUCUCAAGGGGGAGUGAAGUCGGGCAUGUGGUCCUCCAUCUACUUCAUUGUGCUCACACUCUUUGGAAACUAUACGCUGCUCAAUGUCUUUUUGGCCAUUGCUGUGGACAACCUUGCUAAUGCCCAAGAACUUACCAAGGAUGAAGAAGAAGCAGAGGCAGCCUUUAACCAAAAACACGCUCUUCAAAAAGCAAAGGAAGUUGGCCCUCUGUCCUCUUUCAUGUCUUCAGAGAGAGAGAGGAGGAAGAGGAUGACCAUGUCUGUAUGGGAGCAGAGGACCAGCCAGCUCCGGAGACAUCGUCAAAUGUCCAGCAGGGAAAUCCUGUACAACAACCCCAGUGAGGAGCGGGACGGCCCUGCACAAAGCCAACAUGGGCAUCCACUGUCCCUGCAACGAAAAGUAACGCAAAAUACACCUCCAUCAAGCAUCAAAUGCCCAAACGACCCCUUAGCUUCUCCUGUUAAGAGCAAAGACUUAGCAGGGGGUCCUUCUGUAGAGCCCCUGGCCACUAGCACCCCAGACCCACAGAUUGUCCCAGAAGUAUCUAUGACUUUACCAGAGCCCCCCAAAUCCGAGCUUGUACCAGAGAAUGGAAUGAUGAACAGCUCUGUGCAUGAAAGAAAGAGCAGGUUAAAUGGGGAGAGGCAACACAAGCCAGUAAAAAAAUUCCGGCCUCCAGAUAACUUGGACGUACUGACUCCAGAGAUGAGAGGGCUGGGGAGAUACAGGGGGAGGAGGUCGCCCCAUCGCUGUGACCGGUCAAUGGCCGACAGACUGGGAUUGUCGCCUGGACACAAAAACAAUGACUGUGUGGAAAGUGAGGAGAGGAGAGAGGAGAGAGCUGAGGAGAAUGGGACAGAGAAGAGGGAAGGAGAUAUUGGCCACACUGAGGACAGACAGAAUGAGGAUGUGCACCCAGAUUUUGCCGACAGCACUGAUGCCAAAAAGCCAGAAGAUCCAACAGAGCUGUCUGACCUGCCUCCACCUGUUGAUAGUGAAAUGAAAGAAAGUAUUGCAACAGAUUUGUGCCAGGACAAUUCCAAUGUCAUAAUAGAUGUUUGUAAAGAACCAGCCUCAAUGGAGCUCUCAACUAUUUCAGUGAAAAACAAGGAUCCUGAAGCCUCCAAGUCAGACAAUGAGGAGGCAGAGGACACAAAGCCUGUCAACACUAUUGUCCCCAACAGUAUGUUCAUCUUUAAACCAGAGAACCCGGUGCGGCGAGCCUGUCACUAUGUAGUAAACUUCAGGUAUUUUGAAAUGACCAUCUUACUGGUCAUUGCCGCCAGCAGCAUCGCCCUGGCAGCUGAGGACCCAGUGGAUACUACUUCUGACUGGAAUAAGGUCUUGCGCUAUUUUGAUUAUGUGUUCACUGGAGUUUUUACAUUUGAGAUGAUUAUCAAGAUGAUUGACCAGGGUUUGAUCCUCCACGAUGGCUCCUACUUCAGGGACCUGUGGAACAUCCUGGACUUUAUUGUGGUCUUUGGAGCUCUAGUAGCUUUUGCACUCACAAAUAACAAAGGUCGUGACAUUAAAACCAUCAAAUCACUGAGAGUUCUGAGAGUGCUCAGACCACUGAAGACCAUCAAGAGACUGCCCAAGCUCAAAGCCGUCUUCGAUUGUGUGGUGACAUCUCUAAAAAAUGUCUUUAACAUUUUAAUUGUCUACAAGCUCUUUAUGUUCAUCUUUGCUGUGAUCGCAGUGCAGCUUUUCAAGGGAAAGUUCUUUUACUGCACAGACAGUUCGAAGGCCAUUGAAAAAGACUGCCAGGGUUACUACAUUGACUAUGGUAAAGAUAAGAAGGAGGUGAAGGAGAGAGACUGGAGAAGACAUGAUUUUCACUAUGACAACGUGAUCUCAGCUCUGCUCACACUCUUCACUGUUUCCACUGGAGAGGGAUGGCCUCAGGUGCUGCAACACUCAGUGGAUGUGACAGAGGAAGACAGGGGUCCCAGUCACAGCAACAGAAUGGAAAUGUCCAUAUUCUACGUCAUCUACUUUGUUGUCUUUCCGUUCUUCUUUGUCAACAUCUUUGUGGCUCUCAUCAUCAUCACCUUCCAGGAGCAGGGGGACAAGAUGAUGGAGGAGUGCACCCUGGAAAAGAAUGAGAGAGCCUGCAUUGACUUUGCCAUCAGUGCCAAACCCCUUACCCGUUACAUGCCCCAGAAUCGUCACACUUUCCAGUACCGUCUUUGGCAUUUUGUGGUUUCACCAUCUUUUGAGUACACUGUACUGGCUAUGAUUGCUCUCAACACCAUCGUCCUCAUGAUGAAGUAUUACUCUGCUCCACCUGCGUAUGAGGCUGUCCUGAAGCACUUAAACACUGCCUUCACUGUGCUCUUCUCUGUGGAGUGUGUGCUCAAAAUCCUGGCCUUUGGUUUUCUAAACUACUUUAAAGACACUUGGAACAUCUUUGAUUUUAUUACUGUCCUGGGCAGCAUCGCAGAGAUCAUCAUAGACUUUCAGUUUGAGGAUUCGCUCAACAUGAGUUUCCUGAAGCUGUUUCGUGCGGCUCGUCUCAUUAAACUGUUGAGACAGGGCUACACCAUUCGUAUUCUGCUUUGGACCUUUGUGCAGUCCUUCAAGGCUCUGCCCUAUGUGUGCUUGCUCAUUGCCAUGCUCUUCUUCAUCUAUGCUAUUAUUGGGAUGCAGGUGUUCGGGAACAUAAAACUAAAUGAAAAGACCCAUAUUAACCGCCACAACAAUUUUAAGACUUUCUCCAGUGCCCUGAUGCUGCUAUUCAGGAGUGCCACAGGGGAGUCCUGGCAAGAAAUUAUGCUGUCUUGUCUUUCCGGUCAGCAGUGUGAGGUGGACCCCUCUUUACGAGACUGUGGCUCGGACUUUGCAUAUUUCUACUUUGUCUCCUUCAUCUUCUUUAGCUCCUUUUUGAUGUUGAACCUAUUUGUGGCAGUGAUCAUGGAUAACUUUGAGUACCUUACAAGAGAUUCCUCCAUCCUGGGCCCUCAUCACCUGGACGAGUUUGUUCGUAUAUGGGGGGAGUAUGACCGUGCUGCCUGUGGAAGGAUCCACUAUAAGGAGAUGUACAAAGUUGUACGCACUAUCUCACCUCCUCUGGGCUUUGGAAAGAACUGCCCCCACAGGGUGGCAUGCAAGAGAUUAGUCUUGAUGAACAUGCCUGUGGAUGACGACAUGACAGUUCACUUCACUUCCACACUCAUGGCUCUCAUCCGCACUGCACUGGAGAUCAAGAUUGCCAGAGGAGGUGAAGACCGAAACCAGAUGGACCUGGAUCUCCAGAAAGAGAUUGGUGUCAUCUGGCCCCAUUUAUCUCAGAAAACAGCAGAUCUACUUGUUCCCAUUCACAAAGCCAGUGACAUGACAAUUGGAAAGAUCUAUGCUGCCAUGAUGAUUAUGGACUACUACAAGCAAAACAAAGCCAAGAAGCUUCGGCAGCAGCUGGAGGAGCAGAAACAUGCUCCAAUGUUCCAGCGUAUGGAUGCCUCCUCUCUGCCUCAAGAAAUCCUAUGCAACGCCAGGUCCCUGUCAUUCAUGCAUCACAGCGCAGGAUCUGCUCUCACCAGAGGAGGUUUUGUAGCUCUUAGUCCAAUCUCUCCACAAGAGAUGUUCCUUCAGCCACUGUCCUGCUCCAGAGAGCUGAAGAAAGAGGAAGAAGAGGAGGAAUACCACUCUCCUUAUCAUCCAUAUCCACGUCUGCACUAUCACCAUCAUUUACACACACUGGUUCCUAAUGUUAUAGAAUACAACAAUGCAAUGCAACAGGCCAAACAGGACCCAGCAGGUCUGAGAUCCCCUCAGCACACACCCUCCAUUAGAGCGUCGUCCAUGCCUAGACUGGCUGUGGAACCACCGCCUGGGAUAUCUGCCGACACUAAGCUGAUGAAACGUUCCUUUUCCACCAUUGGUGAUCAGUGUGUAAAUGGUCUGUGGCAAGAACAACAUUCUCUGGAGAGAGUUAGUCCUGACAGCACAUACAAGCCGCGCCAAAGAAGUUACAGAGGCCCUAGAAUCAACCACAAAGAAGCCAUGAGUACUGAGAGGGGUCGGUCUAGGGAACGGAGACACCUAUUGUCCCCUGAUGUUUCACGGUGCAACUCUGAAGAGCGAAGCCGGGACCCUUCAAGUGAAGGUCCACCGUCUCGAUCCCCAAGUGAGGGGCGAGCCAGCUCCACACAAAAACAGGUAAACCCCACUGGCAGUCCUGCCCACUCUGCCUCAGAGUCUAGCACUCCUCGAAAUCGACGACAGCUGCCCCAGACUCCGUCUCGCCCACGGCCUUAUAUCAGCUACUCCCCUCUGGUGUGCCGGCCCACACCCGCCCCUGCACCAGCACCCACCUCUGAGGGGCCCAGCCAGCCUCAGGAUGCCCUCAUAGACACCUCCGCACAAAAAGAGUCCAGAGCACCGGGACCAAGCGGGGAUCACGUUUCAGGACCAAGCCACCCCUCUCCUCACCGCUACAUAUCUGAGCCGUAUCUCCCACUCCAUCAGGACCUCAGCAGGGGUGAGGCAGCAGAGGGACAGGACACACUCACAUUUGAGACUGCAGUAGCUACCAGCCUGGGCCGGGCUAAUGCUAUAAGCUCGGCUCCACAGCUCAGACACUCGUGGCAGGUCCCAAAUGGACAUUUCAGGAAGCACUUGGGACCGGCUGGACCAACCAAUGCUACUGAGCUGCUCAGUGACACAGAUGAAGAUGACCGCUGCUAAACCCCUAAGAGUGGUAAAGUGCAUGAAGUGCUCAGCAGCCUCAGGAGUGGACUACGGCUCUGAGACGGAUUCACAGUAGCAUUAUGGACAGGGUCAAAUGCCAGUCUACGUAUUGGUGUCUGUCUGACACAGGUCCUGUCAUUGUGGACAUACAGUAAAUGUGCAUUCAUCCAUGAGGGUCCUUUUGGAAGAAUCUUGCCAAAUAUGACUACAUCUGAUCCAUGAGUAACUCAAUGUAGGCAAUACACCUCCAAGUUGUCAUAUGAACAACAUAUGAGAUGAUUCAAGGUGUCUUGACUCUGAUUAGAAUGCAUUUGUGGAUAGAGGUAGC